This is a messenger RNA of Leucoraja erinaceus (little skate), 2000 nucleotides long. RefSeq names its product zinc finger protein 239-like. NCBI's taxonomy places the organism in Eukaryota, Metazoa, Chordata, Chondrichthyes, Rajiformes, Rajidae. Gene Ontology annotation, biological process: regulation of transcription by RNA polymerase II. Bases 272 to 1183 code for a protein of 303 amino acids. The record is from RefSeq and is a predicted model, not a curated record. The transcript has a single exon. Gene Ontology annotation, molecular function: RNA polymerase II cis-regulatory region sequence-specific DNA binding; DNA-binding transcription factor activity.
CCUCAUUCCCCCCCUGAUCCCCUCAUCCCAAUUCUCCCCCUUCCCCUCUACCCCUUCAAGCACCAGUUAUGUGUUAGUAAUGUCCUGUUUGCCAGCUUGUUGACCCUCUGUGUUCCCCUCCAGCAGGGUUUAGGAGCCGUUGCUGUGGACGGAGAGACGGGGACGUGAGUGACCAUUGAGGGCGGCCAGGGUGCAGGUGAGCCCCCCCCCCCCCCCAUCUGCUCGGUGUGCGGGCUGAGCUUCGAGGGGCUGAGCUUCGGUGGAGGACCACAUGACGGGGCACAACAAGGAGAAGCGUUAUGAGUGCGAAGUGUGUGGCAAGGCCUGGCAGUACCCGAGCCUGCUGGAGAUCCACUGGCGGGUGCACACGGGCGAGAAGCCCUAUAGCUGCUCCACCUGCGGCAAGAGCUUUUCCCAGAUGUCGGGACUGCGGGUGCACCGGCGAGUGCACAGCGGUGAGCGGCCCUUCACCUGCUCCGACUGCGGCAAAGGCUUCAAGUCGUCGCCGGACCUGUUGAAGCACAGGCGUCUGCACACCGGGGAGCGGCCCUACACCUGCAGCGACUGCGGCAAGGGCUUCACCCGCUCCAACAGCUUGGUGGAGCACCAGCGCACCCACACCGGCGAGCGCCCCUACACCUGCACCCAGUGCGGCAAGGGCUUCAGCCGCUCCACCUAUCUGCUGUCCCACCAGCAGGUGCACGCCGGCGAGCGUCCCUUUCCCAGACCCUUCAGCUGCUCUGACUGCGGCAAGGACUUCAAGAGGGCGCAUGACCUGAAGGCCCACCAGCGGGUGCAUACAGGCGAGAAGCCCUAUGGCUGUUCCACCUGUGGCAAGAGCUUUGCCCAGUUGUGGGGGUUGCAGGUCCACCAGCAGGUGCACAGCAGUGAGCGGCCCUUCACCUGCUCCGACUGUGGCAAAGGCUUUAAGUCGUUGCCAGAGCUGAAAGUGCACAAGCACCUGCACACCGGGGAGCGGCCCUACACCUGCUGCGACUGCGGCAAGGGCUUCACCCACUCCACCAAGCUGCUGGAUCACCAGCGCACCCACACCGGGGAGCGCCCCUACACCUGUCCUCAGUGCGGCAAGAGCUACACCCGCUCCACCAGCCUGCUGUACCACCAGCGGGUGCACAUCGGCGACCGUCCACCAGCCCGGUGUGUGGAGAGCGCUUUGCCAUGAUCUCCCAAACCAUGUCUCACCAGCACGUGCACACCAGUGGCCAGCCCUACGACUGCCCGUACUGCGGUGAGGCUUUUGACAGCUAGCGGGGGUUGCGGCAGCACCAGUGAGUCCACGCCGACGAGCAGCUGCUCCCACUGCAGCAAACGUUUCAAGAGCACAUGGGGGCUGCAGGAGGACCAGCAUUUCACCUGCAUGUCCAGCCCGUGGCAGCACCGGCGUGCCCACAGCAGUGAGCGUCCCUUCCCCUGCCCGUCCUGUGCUAAGGGCUUCACCCGCCUUGACCACCUGCUGGAGCACAGGAGAGUCCACACCAGCCAGCGAGCCCACACUGGCCAGCCCGCACUGUGGCGAGGCCUUUGCCCACCCCUCCAGCCUGCUGGCACACCGCAACGUGGAUAGAUAGGCGCUGUUUAUGUAGACACAGAAUGCUGGAAGGAAUGGGUAACGUUUCGGAUCGAGACCCUCUUCAGUCUCGACCCAAAACUUCACCCAUUCCUUAUCUCCUGAGAUGCUGCCUGACCCACCGAGUUACUCCAGCACUUCGUGUUAGUCACAGAGUGAGACAAUUUGGAAACAGGCCCUUCGACCCAACUUGCCCACAUCGACCAACAUGUCCCAGCUACACUAAUCCCACCUGCCGCAUUUGGUCCAUAUCCCUCCAAACCUGUCCUAUCCAUGUACCUGUCUAACUGUUUCUUAAAUGUUGGGAUAGUCCCAGCCUCAACUACCUCCUCCGGAAGCUUGUUCCAUACACCCACCACCGUCUGUGUGAAAAUGUUAACCCUCAGAUUCCUAUUAAAUCUUUUCCCCUUCA